Messenger RNA from Erinaceus europaeus (western European hedgehog), 2321 nucleotides. It is a transcript of the gene SLC1A6, whose product is annotated as solute carrier family 1 member 6. Gene Ontology annotation, molecular function: L-glutamate transmembrane transporter activity; neutral L-amino acid transmembrane transporter activity; glutamate:sodium symporter activity. Gene Ontology annotation, biological process: L-glutamate transmembrane transport. Bases 517 to 2184 code for a protein of 555 amino acids. The record is from RefSeq and is a predicted model, not a curated record. NCBI's taxonomy places the organism in Eukaryota, Metazoa, Chordata, Mammalia, Eulipotyphla, Erinaceidae. Gene Ontology annotation, cellular component: plasma membrane. The transcript is spliced from 11 exons.
AGGAUGGCGGGAGGGGGUCUGGGAGGUGCAUCUGCAGCUGAGGGCGGUCCUCGGGCCCCCCAGUCUCUCCCCUGGUUGAGCCCGGGUGCGGCAGGGAGGCGGGGGCGGGGGGCCUUCCCAGGGGUGUCCCGCCCCCCCCAGCCAGGCGCCCCCUCGCCCCACGUGAGCGCAGGGCCUCUGGAUCCCUCCGUGCGCGUCCGCUUCGCUCUGCCCGCCUGUCCCCGGGCCUGUCCCGCCUGUCCCCGCAGGCCCAGCCGCCGCGCACGAAUACUGUUCAGUGCUGGCUUAUGGUGAUAAGGGGGAUUGAACCUGGGACGUCGGACCCUCGGUCAGGAGAGUCUCUUUGCAGAACCGUUAUUCUGUCUGCCCUCACCCCAAGAGAGGUCCACCUGGAACAAGACUCCGCUGGGGCUUGAGCUCAGCCCCGGGAGGAGCCGGACAGAAAGCCACGAGGCACUCCUCCGAGGCCUGGACCCCUCUGUCCCCCCCGUGCCCCCGUCACCCCAGAGUCAGAAGAUGGACAGCCACGGCCACAGCCUGUUCCUGCGGGAGGGCGGCCGGCUGGGCCGGGCUGGGUGGCUGCCGCGGCUGCAGGACGGGCUGCAGCAGAGAGCACUGCGCACCAGGCUGCGGCUGCAGACGCUGACCCUGGAGCAGGUGCGCCGCUUCCUGAAGAGACAUGCCUUCAUCCUGCUCACUGUGAGCGCCGUGGUCAUCGGGGUUUGCCUGGCUUUCGCCCUGCGUCCUCAGAGGCUCACCUACCGCCAGGUCAAAUACUUCUCCUUCCCGGGGGAGCUACUCAUGAGGAUGCUUCAGAUGCUGGUCCUGCCGCUCAUAGUCUCCAGCCUGGUCACAGGCAUGGCGUCGCUGGACAGCAAGGCCACGGGCCGUAUGGGCUUGCGGGCGGCCGUGUACUACAUGGUGACCACCAUCAUCGCCGUGCUCAUCGGGAUCCUCAUGGUCACCGUCAUCCACCCCGGCAAGGGCUCCAAGGAGGGGCUGCACCACCACGGCCGUGUCGAGACCGUGCCCACGGCCGACGCCUUCAUGGACCUGGUCAGAAAUAUGUUUCCGCCCAACCUUGUGGAGGCCUGCUUCAAACAGUUCAAGACGCAGUACAGCACCAGGGUGGUGACCAGGACGGUGGUGAGGACGGAGAACGGGUCGGCACCCCCGGCCCCCGCGGAGAACGCCAGCGGCCUGCUGGAGAACGUGACGCGGGCGCUGGGCGGCCUGCAGGAGGUGCUGAGCUUCGAGGAGACGGUGCCCGUGCCCGGUUCGGCCAGCGGCAUCAACGCGCUGGGCCUGGUGGUCUUCUCCGUGGCCUUCGGGCUGGUCAUCGGGGGCAUGAAACACAAAGGGAAGGUCCUCAGGGACUUUUUCGACAGCCUCAACGAGGCCAUCAUGAGGCUGGUCGGCGUCAUCAUCUGGUAUGCCCCGGUGGGCAUCCUCUUCCUCAUCGCGGGCAAGAUCCUGGAGAUGGAGGACAUGGCGGUGCUGGGCGGCCAGCUGGGCAUGUACACCUUGACCGUGAUUGUGGGGCUGCUUCUGCACGCUGGCGGGGUGCUACCCCUCAUCUACUUCCUGGUCACGCACCGGAACCCUUUCCCCUUCAUUGGGGGGCUCCUGCAGGCCCUGAUCACCGCCAUGGGCACGUCGUCCAGCUCGGCCACUCUGCCCAUCACCUUCCGCUGCCUUGAGGAGGGCCUGGGGGUAGACCGGCGCAUCACUCGGUUUGUACUGCCCGUGGGCGCCACCGUCAACAUGGAUGGCACUGCGCUCUACGAGGCCCUGGCCGCCAUCUUCAUUGCCCAGGUCAACAACUACGAGCUCAACCUGGGCCAGAUCACCACCAUCAGCAUCACGGCCACGGCAGCCAGCGUGGGGGCAGCGGGCAUCCCCCAGGCCGGGCUGGUGACCAUGGUGAUCGUGCUCACAUCAGUGGGUCUGCCCACAGAAGACAUCACACUGAUCAUAGCUGUGGACUGGUUUCUGGACCGCUUGCGCACGAUGACCAACGUGCUGGGUGACUCCAUCGGGGCAGCCGUGGUGGAGCAUCUCUCUCAGCGGGAGCUGGCGUUGCAGGAGGCUGAGCUCACCCUCCCCAGCCUGGGGAAGCCCUACAAGUCCCUCACGCAAGACAAGGGCCCUGCCCGGGGCCGGCGGGGCGAGAGUGCUAUGUGAGGGUGCCAGCUGCGGGCCGGGAGGGAGGGAGGGUCCAGGUGCUAGCCAGAGCCUGCCCCCCACACACACCUGCGCCCUGAAUGUGCUCGGCACAGCAUCUGGACGGACGCUGAGAUAAAAAGAUGCUGUGAUGCAAA